Messenger RNA from Aspergillus ibericus CBS 121593, 1530 nucleotides. Its product is annotated as prephenate dehydratase PHA2. Gene Ontology annotation, biological process: L-phenylalanine biosynthetic process. The transcript has 2 exons. Gene Ontology annotation, molecular function: chorismate mutase activity; prephenate dehydratase activity. NCBI's taxonomy places the organism in Eukaryota, Fungi, Ascomycota, Eurotiomycetes, Eurotiales, Aspergillaceae. The record is from RefSeq and is a predicted model, not a curated record. The coding region runs from base 362 to 1306 and encodes 314 amino acids. Gene Ontology annotation, cellular component: cytoplasm.
AGGGAAGCUGUCGCGAGGUCAAGUCCUGAUAUAGCCGAUCGGAAAGAGAUGAGCAUGCACGCCUUGUAGCUGGUAGCAACCUCGGUUGUUGUUGCUGCUGCCAUGGGCACAGCAGUCGCCCCAUCCGCCUGGGGUCGAGAGCGAACACACGCAUGGGCUUCAUUUGAUAAGAGAACCAGGCCCUGGCGGACAGGUGAGAUCAUCCAAAAAAGAAAGCAACCCCUCCCGUGAACGGGUUCAAAUUUUGACUAGUUAUGUCAGCCGUAAUGAUUGUCGCAGGAACAACACACAACCUCUUGGCAAGAGUUCGGGAUCGUGACAGAAGCAACCCAAGCCCAGUGGAACUACCACGAGCGCCGUCAUGGAGCCUCUCAAGGUCGCAUUCCUCGGCCCUGCCGCAUCAUUUUCUCACCAGGCAGCGGUUGAAAGCUUUGGAUCCUCGGCCGAACUAUUGCCCCAUGUGUCGUUCCCGGAUGCUUUCGCAGCAGUGCAGGCAGACAGAGUCGAUUACGCUAUAAUUCCUUGCGAAAAUUCAACCAAUGGCUCUGUUGUUCAGACCCUAGACCUCUUGGCGGACCCCAGCGGCCUUUACAGCGAUGUGAAAGUGUGUGGGGAGCAUUAUUUGACAGUCCACCACUGCCUCCUGACCCGGAAGGGUCUUUUCCCACCAGGCCAGCGAGAUUACAGCUCCAUUACCAAGCUGUAUACUCACCCACAGGCAUGGGGCCAGUGUGAGGGUUUCCUUGAGAGGACUUUCAAGGGCAUCGAGAGACAGGAUGUCUCAUCAACCUCCAAGGGCGCUGGGAUUGUGUCGAAAGAGACGACGGAGCGAAGUGGAGCAAUAGCCAGUCGAUUUGCUGCGGAAUAUCACGGCCUGGAUGUAUCGGAGGAGAACAUCGAAGACAAGGCUAAUAACACCACGCGUUUCCUGGUGCUCAGGAACGUGAACUCGGAGCGUACAAGUCGACUGUCCUUUGGGGAUGUCAAGGUCUCCCCGGCACAAGGGCCGACUUCGGUUACACCAACGGCGCAGAAGACACUUAUAUCAUUCAUGAUUCGCCAGGACUGUCCGGGCGCUCUGGCAGAUGCUCUUUUGCUCUUCAAAAACCAAGGCAUGAAUCUGACGAGCAUUAACUCGCGGCCGAGCCAGAUAAGGGCUUGGAAGUACGUAUUUCUAGUCGAAUGCCAAUCCGUUCCAUCCAGUGAAAAUAAGGAUUCGGUGUCUGAAAUAAUUGGCGGACUACAGGAGGUCACGGACGGUUGCAGGCACCUGGGAACAUGGGCGGACCAAUUCGUAUCCGUCUAAAGUAUAGUUGAUAAUAUGGCGCGGGCGUGCCUACACUGCUUGUAUCUGCCACACUUCGCAUAGAUGCAUUCUAUCCAUACCCUGAACAGGAGCAUGAGUUAUAAAGCAGUUAAAUUGCCAGGCAGGCCACUUAUGUGAUGCGCAGCCAGGUUUACAGGCAUCUACAGGACCAGUAGUGACAGGGGAAAGGAAAGCAAUGUUAGUUUCCUUUGUUUACAAGAAUA